Messenger RNA from Otolemur garnettii (small-eared galago), 1675 nucleotides. It is a transcript of the gene BMP4, whose product is annotated as bone morphogenetic protein 4. Lineage: Eukaryota; Metazoa; Chordata; Mammalia; Primates; Galagidae. Gene Ontology annotation, molecular function: growth factor activity; BMP receptor binding; cytokine activity. The transcript has 3 exons. Gene Ontology annotation, biological process: negative regulation of apoptotic process; BMP signaling pathway; negative regulation of transcription by RNA polymerase II. Gene Ontology annotation, cellular component: extracellular region. Bases 192 to 1421 code for a protein of 409 amino acids. The record is from RefSeq and is a predicted model, not a curated record.
GGAAGAAAAACAGAGCCUGUCUGCGCCCGAGUCUCAUUAUAUUCAAAUAUUCAUUUCAGGAGCCAUUCCGCAGUGCCAUCCCCAGCUACGCGCCGCCGCCGCUUCUCUGAGCCUUUCCAGCAAGUCUGUUCAAGAUUGGCUGUCAAGAAUCAUGGACUGUUAUUACAUGCCUUGUUUUCUGUCAAGACACCAUGAUUCCUGGUAACCGAAUGCUGAUGGUCGUUUUAUUAUGCCAAGUCCUGCUAGGAGGCGCGAGCCAUGCUAGUUUGAUACCUGAGACGGGGAAGAAAAAAGUCGCCGAGAUUCAGGGCCACGCGGGAGGACGCCGCUCAGGGCAGAGCCAUGAGCUCCUUCGGGACUUCGAGGCGACGCUUCUGCAGAUGUUCGGGCUGCGCCGUCGCCCGCAGCCCAGCAAGAACGCCGUCAUUCCGGAUUACAUGCGGGACCUUUACCGGCUGCAGUCUGGGGAGGGGGAGGAGGAAGAACAGAUCCGCGGCUCUGGGCUGGAGUAUCCCGAGCGCCCGGCCAGCCGGGCCAACACCGUGAGGAGCUUCCACCACGAAGAACAUCUGGAGAACAUCCCAGGGACCAGUGAAAACUCCGCUUUCCGUUUCCUCUUUAACCUCAGCAGCGUCCCAGAGAACGAGGUGAUCUCCUCCGCAGAGCUGCGGCUCUUCCGGGAGCAGGUGGACCAGGGCCCUGACUGGGAGCGGGGCUUCCACCGCAUAAACAUUUAUGAGGUUAUGAAGCCCCCGGCAGAAGCGGUGCCCAGGCACCUCAUCACACGACUACUGGACACGAGACUGGUCCACCACAAUGUGACACGGUGGGAGACUUUUGAUGUGAGCCCUGCAGUCCUUCGCUGGACCCGGGAGAAGCAGCCGAACUAUGGGCUGGCCAUUGAGGUGACUCACCUCCAUCAGACACGGACCCAUCAGGGCCAGCAUGUCAGGAUUAGCCGAUCGUUACCUCAAGGGAGUGGGAAUUGGGCCCAGCUCCGGCCCCUCCUGGUCACCUUUGGCCAUGAUGGCCGGGGCCAUGCCUUGACCCGACGCCAGAGGGCCAAGCGUAGCCCUAAGCAUCACCCCCAGCGGGCCCGGAAGAAGAACAAGAACUGCCGGCGCCACUCGCUGUAUGUGGACUUCAGCGAUGUCGGAUGGAAUGACUGGAUUGUGGCCCCACCAGGCUACCAGGCCUUCUACUGCCACGGGGACUGUCCCUUUCCACUGGCUGACCACCUCAACUCAACCAACCAUGCCAUUGUGCAGACCCUGGUUAACUCUGUCAAUUCCAGCAUCCCCAAAGCCUGCUGUGUGCCCACUGAGCUGAGCGCCAUCUCCAUGCUAUAUCUGGAUGAGUACGACAAGGUAGUGCUAAAAAACUACCAGGAGAUGGUAGUGGAGGGGUGCGGGUGCCGCUGAGACCAGGCAGUGCUGAGGACAGACAGACACACACGCUCCCACCCACUCACCCACACCACACAGACUGCUUCCUUCUAGCUGGACUUCUAUCUUUAAAGAAAAAAAAAAGGAAAAAAAGUAAACAUUCACCUUGACCUUAUUUAUGACUUUACGUGCAAAUGUUUUGACCAUAUUGAUCAUAUAUUUUGACAAAAUAUAUUUAUAACGACAUAUUAAGAGAAAAAAAUAAAAUGAGUCAUUAUUUUAAAGGUAAA